Populus trichocarpa (black cottonwood) is the source of this 1759-nucleotide messenger RNA. Its product is annotated as probable UDP-arabinopyranose mutase 5. Gene Ontology annotation, molecular function: UDP-arabinopyranose mutase activity. The transcript has 3 exons. The coding region runs from base 542 to 1597 and encodes 351 amino acids. The record is from RefSeq and is a predicted model, not a curated record. Gene Ontology annotation, biological process: UDP-L-arabinose metabolic process; plant-type cell wall biogenesis. NCBI's taxonomy places the organism in Eukaryota, Viridiplantae, Streptophyta, Magnoliopsida, Malpighiales, Salicaceae. Gene Ontology annotation, cellular component: cytosol; Golgi apparatus.
AUUUACAUGUAAAAUACUAUAUAAUCAGGCAGGCAGGCGGGGAGUGAGGAGCAGAGGAAGCGACGGCGGAGAGAACACGGCCAGCAAUCUCUCGACAAACUGUGGACCUGGUCAAACUUUUCUUUCUUUAGAAAGCAGAGGGAGAGGGAGAGAGAGGUGAUAUUGAUUAAUCAGUAAUAUAAUAAAUAAAUAAAUGAAUGGAUGAUAGAUGAGAGAAGAUUGGAUGAGAACCACACCGCCAUCGUUACUUUCCCUAACAAUUGACACAGCUGUCCUUCACCUCUCAAACUUUUCUGAUCUCUCUUCCAUACCUGAUCACAUUAUCCUCGAUCUCUUCCUGGAAAUGAUGAAGUCCUUGCAUUCAUCCAGGCAUUGAACAUCCAACAUGUCAUAACCCCUGUCCUACCUACUAGAUGUUCUGAGAAAUUCUAAGAUAGACAAAAUUGUGCAUGUAGACUUGGAUACAUUUUAAACCCAAACACCAGCUGCUUUUAGGAGACAGUCUCUUGGUUCUGGAUCUUCAUUUUUGUAACUUGGGAAGAUGUCUCUAGCUAACAUCAAAGACAGUGAGGUUGACAUUGUGAUAGGAGCACUUCACUCAGACCUGACAUCAUUUAUGAAUGAGUGGAGACCCAUAUUCUCCCGAUUCCACUUGAUAAUUGUCAAAGACCCUGAUCUCAAAGAGGAACUUAGGAUACCAGAGGGCUUUAAUUUUGAUGUCUAUUCCAAGUCUCAUAUCGACCGGGUGGUGGGCUCUUCUUCCUCCAUAGUCUUCUCCGGCUACUCAUGCAGGUAUUUCGGCUUUCUUGUAUCUCGUAAGAAAUACAUUGUCUCAAUCGAUGAUGAUUGCAUCCCAGCUAAGGACAGUAAGGGUUUUCUAAUAGAUGCUGUGGCCCAGCAUCUUGCUAACCUGACAACUCCAGCCACUCCUUUUUUCUUCAAUACUCUCUAUGACCCUUAUCGUGAGGGAGCAGAUUUUGUUCGUGGGUACCCAUUUAGCCUGCGUAGUGGGGUUACGUGUGCUCUGUCAUGUGGACUCUGGCUUAAUUUAGCUGACUUGGAUGCUCCUACACAAGCCCUGAAGCCAGGGCAGAGAAAUUCUCGAUAUGUUGAUGCUGUUAUGACCAUUCCAUCUAGGGCCAUGAUGCCCAUCAGUGGAAUCAACAUUGCUUUUGAUCGUGAGGCCGUGGGGCCGGCUUUAUUGCCAGCUUUGAAGUUGGCUGGGGAAGGAAAUCUUAGAUGGGAAACAAUGGAAGAUAUUUGGAGUGGAAUGUGUGUUAAGGUUGUGUGCGAUCACCUUGGUCUUGGUGUGAAAAGUGGGCUACCGUAUGUGUGGAGAAAAGACAGAGGUAGUGCGAUAGAAAGCUUGAAAAAAGAGUGGGAAGGGGUAAAGCUGACGGAGGAAAUUGUCCCGUUCUUUCAGUUAGUUAGGCUGCCACAAACAGCAGCUACAACAGAAGACUGCAUCCUUGAGAUGGCAACAACAGUGAAGCAACAGUUAGGACCAUCAAAUCCCGUUUUCACUCGUGCUGCUGAAGCCAUGGUUGAAUGGGUCAAGCUGUGGAAGGCAGUUGGGUCUGGUUCCUCUCCUUUGUAGAAAAGGGUAGUUUUGAUGGUUAUAUUUCUUGUUCCGAUUACUGUGUUUGCAUGCAACUUAUGCCCUAUAAAAUCACUGUGAUUUUGUGAGGCAGGGAUAAAAGAUGUCAACUAUAUUUAUGGUUUGUUUUAAUUUUGUGUUUGAGGGACGCCGUUAUGACAA